Molecule: messenger RNA, 249 nt
Organism: Dicrocoelium dendriticum
Lineage: Eukaryota; Metazoa; Platyhelminthes; Trematoda; Plagiorchiida; Dicrocoeliidae
Source: the annotation of a GenBank genome assembly
AUGUUUCCACCUGACGAUACAGAUAUCUCGGAGGUCAGACUAAGAGAGGUUGAUAAGGUGCUUGAGCUAAUUAAGGAUUUGUCUUCCAAAGAUUGCAACAUCAGUGAAGACGCCGUUAAAAGAGCCGAUGAAUACUUGAAGAAGGGAAAGACGGGUUUUUCGAAAACUCUGAUCAAUAAGAGCGACUUGAACUCAGCGAAUAUGGGCAGUAAGUGCUUUCUAGACCGAUCUAGGUUUCGUCCAUUUUAA